This is a messenger RNA of Rhopalosiphum padi (bird cherry-oat aphid), 2055 nucleotides long. RefSeq names its product inactive histone-lysine N-methyltransferase 2E-like. The record is from RefSeq and is a predicted model, not a curated record. The coding region runs from base 456 to 1868 and encodes 470 amino acids. NCBI's taxonomy places the organism in Eukaryota, Metazoa, Arthropoda, Insecta, Hemiptera, Aphididae. The transcript has 5 exons.
CGUCCGCACCGCGUCACACGUAUCGCGCCGGCCGGUCGACCACGACCGUGCAACCACACAGUCCGUCAACGCGUAUGCCGCCGCCGUGUACUCCGCGAGUGUUAGCCGUCCGGUGUCCGACCACAAUAAUAAUAUCAUCAUCAUAAUAAUAAAUGAUAAUCAAUCGUGGUUUCCGUUACAUCGGUCGUCAGUGAUUUUUUUCAGUUUUCUCUAUCCGUCGGAUUUUUAUUUCGUUUUUCCUUCGCCGUUUCCAGCCGUCCCCCGAGACCGUUUCACAAACGCUCGGCCUUUGACCACAGUUCGGCGCGUGCGGGGAUACCCCGCUGGUAUGAAUAAUUAUUGACGACGACGGGAUAGCCGCGACGCAGGACACGACACGACUCUAGUCAACAGACAUGCGAAUGACGACGUACGGCUACGGCGACGGUCGACCAGCGGCGACAUGUUGAUGCACCAUGUCAAGGCAUGGACGCUCUAAACAAUACGGUCCGGAACCGCCGCCGGCGGCCGUCUACACCAAGCCGCCGCCGCCGGUGCACGGCAACAACACGUACAACGGCCGCGCGCAUCACCAUUACCAGCAGCAGUCACAACAGCAACAGCACCAGCAACUGCUGUUGCAACAGCAAUUUUACGGCACGCAGCAGCAACAGUCAAACGCUGUGGUCGGAUCUAGGCCCCCAUCGAGCAGUCAUCACCAUCACUCGUUGCCCAGAAAUGCCUGGAGCGCAGACAGACAUUCUCCGGCGGCCGGCGGAUCUUCGUCGAACAGCUCGAACGACCGGGCGUACGCGGCCACCCGCCGAGCAAAGCACCAUCGGGUGUACAACAGCCACCGGCAGACGUCUCGUGGCCACCACAAGAGUGGCGGCGGCGGUGGGGCCACCACGGACCCGGACGCCUUGUCGUCGGUGACCACGGCCGGCAUCAAGUACAACCCGCUGCAGCAACCGCCGCCGCAACAGUUGAACCACCAAUCGCUGCACCAACUGCACCACCAGCAGCAACUGCAGCACCACCACCGGCCGCAGAUGGCGCCUGCUUGGCCACCGACUGAACCGCCGCCGCCGUCGUCGGCCGUUCACCAUCACCAGCAGCAGCAGCAGCAGCCGGCCACCGCCGCGCAAUACUUGCCGCAGCCGCCACCGCCACAGUUACCUCCACAGAACACCGCGGCCGCGGUUUUGAGGCACCACCACCAGCCACCCGCGGCAGUGCCGCUGUUGCUGCCCUCGUGCGACGUGGCCGUCGACGCCUGCGGCGGCCACUGUCCGAGGUUCGAAAACUUUUGCCAUUUCUGUUUGCUGGUGUUUUAUUUCGCGGGCAUCACGGUGGGCUUCCUGUUGAUCAUGGCGGCCGUCGUGUCCACCCGGGACCCGCGGUUCCUCUACAUCGGCGGCCUGGUGCUGCCGGUCAGCGCGUUCCUGAUGGCCGUCCAGUGCCGGGUGCGGCAGGACGCCGACCGCCGGAAGCGGAACAGGCAGCUGAACGGCCGGCACCACCACCGGUCGAACGCGGGUGCCCUGAUGGUGAUCAACAACAACAGCGGCGGCAACCAACACAACGGCGGCGGUGGCGUCGUCGUCGGUCAACCGUCGGGCCCGGCCGCCGGCGCCGAGACCAUACCGCUGCAGAACAUCGCGAUGGCGCCCGCCGGCGGUGCCGAUAACGGCGGCACGCUUCGCCGGCAGUUCCAGGGCAACGUCUACCAGUACGUCGGCCAGAGGGACGGCGGCAGCGAGACCAACUACAACGCGGCCAACGGCCAUCACUACGAGACGACGUCCGAAAUACAGCAAAUCGAAGGAGUGCCGUGGUGGAGACGAGAAGACAACCGACCGUAUCACAACCGCGCCCCUCAUCCGUAACCAACCGACAUUGCACACACACACACACACGCCUCUGUUAUCAACUGGUCGUAAUUAUUAUUAUUAUUUUUGUUUUUCUAUAGCUCCCCAUUGAGUUUGUGCGUAUGUGUGUGUGUAGGUUAAAUAUUAUUAUAUUAUAUACGAUUUGUAACUACAUUAAUUAUUAUUAUUAUUAUUAUUAUUAUUU